ACUUUGAUUCCAGACCUGGGAUGGUCCCCCAGGCACCACCAGGAGUGAUCCCUGAGUAAAAAACUAAAAAUAAACCCUGAGCACAGCCAAGUGUGGUCCCAAAAUCAAAUAAAUAGAAACAACUUGUGAGUGAUUAAGGAAUUCUGAGUUGUCUAUAUGAUGUAACAUUUUCAAAAUUUGAUUAAUGACGAUCAUUUGCCUCAUUUCUCUCCCCUUCCUCUUUCCUAAGACUACCACAAAGAUGUUUGAUAUCAAGUCUUGGGCUGCAUAUGUUGUGGAAUGGGCUGCGAAGGAUCCCUAUGGCUUUCUUACAACAGUUAUAUUGGCCCUUACUCCACUGUUUCUAGCAAGUGCAGUAUUGUCUUGGAAAUUGGCCAAGAUGAUUGAGGCAAAAGAAAAGGAGCAAAAGAAGAAACAAAAACGACAAGAAAAUAUCGCAAAAGCUAAACGACUAAAAAAAGAUUAAAAGAAUAAACAAGGUUCUGUAACCAGAGGAAAAUCAUUUUGGAAAAUUAUGCAGCUUUGGAGGGACCCACUGAGGCUUCUUUCCUCGAUUUUAUGAGGCGGUUACUUAAUAAGUGAAGUCUGAACAUAUGGAUGAUCAUCAUGUUCUAACCACCUACUGUAGCAUCUUUGAGGCUUCCUGUUGAAGUCAUUGUAAAUACACAUUUAUUAUGCCUACAAUUUCUUCAUAAUUGACUUAGUCAGCUGCCAUUUUGUAGCUUCUUUAUUGACAUGAAAACAUCCAGUUGAGAAAAAAUGAUUUUUGAUUAUGAACAAUAUUCAAAGAAUGGCUUUAAAUGGGUUCCUGUUCUGGACAAAAAAAUGUGGAAAAAAUAAAAGAGAACUGAUCUGAGGUGAAAGUAUGCUAUAGCUGAAAAGAUAAAGUUUAUUAACUAUAUCUUUUUGUGUUUGCUUAUUUCUUAGAAUAUAAUAAUUUCUGGCUUUCUCAAAGCAAAUAUUAAUCAUGAGUACUUCUAUUUUUUGCAUUUUCUUUAAGAUACUAGUAAUGAUCAGACAUAAAAGUAUUUUAAAUCUAAUUUUAUAAAGAAAUACAUUAUUUUGGCCAUGUAGAAUAUCACCUACCAGGUAUGGUAAUUUUUGUACUUAAAGUAAGCACUGCCAUUUUUUUAGAGAUGACUUUGUUGAGUGAUAUUAUGACUUAAAGCUUUCAGGAAGGGGCUUGGGAUGUACCUCAGUGGUAGAACUCUUGCUUUGCGUGCAUGAUACCCUGAGUUGGAUCCCUAACACCACAAAAAUUAAAAAAGUAAAAAUAGAACUUUCAGGAAAGAUGCCAACCAAGCCUUGUAGUACCUUGAGCCAAUUCCUACUUGUGCUAGUAAUAGUAGUUAAAAUGUCUUAACAAUAAUAUAUCUGACUGUAUAGAUACCUCUUUUUAUUUCGUUUAUUGAUAAAACUCAUGUAGUAGUCAUGUUCUUUAUUUUUGUAUCAAACAGGUUCAUGGAGUAAACAUUUAUAAAAUUUACAUCUAAGGGGUAUUUAAAGAAUAGCAGGUUAGCCAUUCACCAAGUGUCAAAAUCCGACUUCAAAUUUGAAAAUAUUUGCUGAGCAGAACUAGUAGUUGGGUGAAAGCUAAAUUAUGCCAAAAUGAAAAGGUGUUCUUGGAAAUAAAGAGCAAAGAAUGGAUAUUUCAGUUAAGCAAUAUAACUUUUUACCAUUAAACCUGUUUUAUAUAUGCAUGGUCUAAUUUUAUUCAUGUCAGUAUUUAAUAGUUUAAUAACGUCUUCCGUUCCUAUAAUAAAUUUUAAAUCACAAGAAUUCAAGUUUAAUUUUUAAAAUGAAACUAGAUAUUGAAAUAAAUUUGAUACUUUUUUAAUAUAAA
Suncus etruscus (white-toothed pygmy shrew) is the source of this 1843-nucleotide messenger RNA. RefSeq names its product small integral membrane protein 15 (gene SMIM15). The transcript has a single exon. The record is from RefSeq and is a predicted model, not a curated record. The coding region runs from base 185 to 466 and encodes 93 amino acids. Lineage: Eukaryota; Metazoa; Chordata; Mammalia; Eulipotyphla; Soricidae.